GAGGGUCAACAGAGGUUUGGUUCCUUUAUGUUCUGCCAGAUGUCAGAAUGCGGACAAUGUGGUUCCUGUGGAUCUUCUGCCAGAUGUGCGAUGGCUGAGAGGCUCUUAAGCAGCGGCCCGCUGAAGAAGACGUGACUGUGGAGGAUGAGCUCUAUAAAGCGGAGAUGCAGGGAGCGCUGAUGUGGAAGAGCAGCAGAAAUAUCCUGAUGAUCCGCUGGAGAAACCCUCCUGUGUCUCUGCUGAGCUGCAGCACAACGUUCAUCCUCAUAAAUCAGAGGAAGAUUAAGAUUAUGCCUCCACUGCUCGCCUCUUCUGACCGACAGGCAGGUCCUCCGGCUGUAAUUACAGGAGGAGCAGCUGCACAGGCCAGCCUCUCUGAUAGGAGGCGCGCAGAUGGAGGAAGUAAAUCACAGCAGGAAGCAGCGAGCAGAGGAGGAGGAGGAGGAGGAGGAGCCCCCCAGAGACAGCCUUCAUCAGGAGUGAGCUCGUUUCUGGAGAGAAGCCUUCAUCAGGCUGAGGGCCGCGCUGAGACGAAGAUGAAGCAGCCGCAGGAAAAGCUGCCGGUACUGAGGCUCAGAACGGAGGAAGAGAAACAAGAAACAGAACCAGCCAAAGAACGUGGAAGGGUGAGAACAAGGAGGAAAUCACCAAAGAAAGGAACUAUCAUGAUGAAGACUCAGAACCCAGAACAGCAGCUGAUCCAGAGAGUUCUGACAGAACGGACCAGAAGCCAACAUGAGGAGAUCACACAGAAGAAAAUCAGACCAAAUAAGACAGGAGACAGAACCACGGGACACCAGGUGGGAAGAAACCCCCAGUGGGUCGAGCUGGUUCUGGUUCUGCUGGAGGUUCUCCUCCCUGUUAAAGGGGAGUUUUCCUCUCCACUGUCGCUUCAUGCAUGCUCAGUAUGAGGGAUUGCUGCAAAGCCAUGAGAGUCCUCUGAGGCUGCAGGUCAGUGACUGGAUGCAACCUGCUGGCUUCCUGAGAGGGAAACUCUGAAGCAACCUGUCUGCAGGAGCUGCUGGAGCUUUGGAAAGAGCCUUGAGAUGUUGAGAUGUUGAUGAGAUGUUGUUGAGAUGUUGUUGAGAUGUUGAUGAGAUGUUGGGAACUAGCGCGUCAUAAAUAAACUGGAACAUCUGGUGGAACCCAUUUGCCGUCUUAACAUGUGGAGUUCAAGUUUACUGUAAAAAGUUAAUUAACUGCUGACCUCACUUGCCUCAUUCCUCUGAUCCGAUCGUCCAGAACAUCAGAACCUCUCCUGCUGAGUCCGAGUCCCCGGCACCAGCGUCCUCAGUGGGUUUUUGGCUAGAAUUCACCAACAUUAUCCAAAGGAAAGUGUUUUAGUGGUCAGCUUUAGCGGUUCUCCAUGUGCCUGACACAGAUGUUCAUUAGAACAAGGACCAGUAGCAGACGGGGUUUCCAGGAUUUUCCAGCAUAGCACCUCAAUCAGAUUUAAGUCCAGAUUUUGACUCUAAAACCUUAAUUUACACACAGAGAACCUGUGAUUCUCCAGCGUGUCCUGGGUCUUCCCCUGGGUCUCCUCCCGGUGGGACGUGCCCGGAACACCUCACCAGGGAG
Molecule: messenger RNA, 1578 nt
Organism: Fundulus heteroclitus (mummichog)
Lineage: Eukaryota; Metazoa; Chordata; Actinopteri; Cyprinodontiformes; Fundulidae
Exons: 4
Coding region: 165-911 (248 amino acids)
Source: RefSeq, a predicted model, not a curated record